Messenger RNA from Maylandia zebra (zebra mbuna), 2660 nucleotides. RefSeq names its product fidgetin like 2 (gene fignl2). Lineage: Eukaryota; Metazoa; Chordata; Actinopteri; Cichliformes; Cichlidae. Gene Ontology annotation, molecular function: ATP hydrolysis activity; ATP binding; microtubule severing ATPase activity. The record is from RefSeq and is a predicted model, not a curated record.
UAGCAGUGCACAUGCAGGUCUGGUCUGCUCCAGGGAUUAUCCUAGCGCUUUCAGAUCUGAUGGAGGACAUGCAGGCAUGAAUAGGGCUGUUCUGUUGUCAGUGCAACCUCAUGCCAGUGAUGGACUACAGCCGGACGGGCACUAACCUUAGCUGGCAUUCACAAAACAGCCUUCCUCCUUAUUGAGACCAGCUCCACAGAAUGCUGAGUCCUAUUGUCCCUUAUAGCCUGUUAAAGAUGCACUGGAACCCAGAGCAUGCCCAGUCCCUCAGCCAGUGGCCUGAGCAGCACCUGGACGUCUCCUCCACCACCUCCUCUCCGGCCCACAAGUCAGAAUUUUACUCUGGCCGUAGCCGCAGCUCCUACAACUACGCCUGGGCCAAUGACGACAUCUCUGCCCUUACAGCCUCCAACUUGUUGAAGCGCUAUGCUGAGAAGUAUGCCGGCGUGCUGGACUCGCCAUAUGACCGGCCUUCUGCUGUGGGCACCUAUCCAGAGUCUGGGGCCUUUGGGAGCCUAAAUAACCAAAAGACUGAGCUGGAGCCUUGGCCACUGACGCACAGCACUGAAGCCUAUCCCCUGGGGCCUCCUGGAGGCCAUGACAGCCAUUCGGGGCCCAACGCAGCCAGUCCACGGCCCGGGGAUGGCAGCGUGUCAGUAUUGAACAGUAACCUUUCAGACUCAGGUUACAGUGGUAGCAGCUCCUGCAGUGGGUCCACUGAGUACCCCUCUCGCUACAAUGGCACCUAUCUUUCCUCAGGUUUUUGUCCGCAACCCAACGCAGCACUUCCCCCUGCCUCUCUCCACACUCUCCAAUCGACUCCCACUCUUGUGCCCAGCUAUAGCCCUGCCACGCCAGUCUACAACUACCCCCCCAGCACAUACCCUCCUCAGACCAGCCUUGCUCCUGGCUACAGCCACCCUUCUUCGACUUACCUCCCCUCAGGUCUACCGGCCCCUACCCCUGUUCCUUCAAGGCCCACUGUGGUAGGAGGCAGCUAUAGUUAUCAGAGCACAAGCCUUGGGACAUCUGAAUCUGGAGGGACAUUGAAAAGAAAAGCCUUUGAGAUGGGUGUUGAAGAUGAUGAGAGUGGGGACCGGUCGCGGUACAGGAAAUACAGCUAUGACCCUGUGAAGGCUGGGGGAAGCUCACCCUACAGUGUGAAUGAUAAAACGGAUUGCCAUGGAAAUGGCUUCAGUAGUUCAGGCAGCACAGACCCUCAGACCUUCAAGCCCAGUAAGCCCUCCUCUCAGCCCUUGGUGUCUCCUCAGUUUGGGGCGGCAGGGCAGUACAGCCCUCCAACAGGCAUGACGGGGGAGAAUGGCAUGACAGAACAGGGAUUCACCCAGCAGCAGCAGCAGCAUUCCCAGGCUGUCAAACACCCUCCAUUAUGUGCUCCAACUGCUGAGGCUAUGAAGAGUCCAGACCCGCGGCUGUUAGACCUCAUCAAUGGGGAGUUAUUGGACUGCAUCCCCGCAUUGGGCUGGGGUGAGCUGGCUGGACUCACACAUGUCAAAGCUGCCCUGGAGGAGGACCUGAUGUGGCCCGUGUUGAGGCCAAGUCCAGUGGUGCAGCCACCAAGAGCCGUCCUGCUGUUCGGCCCCAGAGGAGGGGGUAAGACGACAUUGACUCGCUCACUGGCUUCGCAGUUAGGGGCCUCCUUCUACCGUUUGAGUGGAACCAUGCUGGCCUCUAAAGGGAAGCCUGAGGCAGAACACAUUCUGGGGUCUCUGUUGCAGGUGGCGGGGGCACGGCAACCCUCAGUUGUGCUACUUAGUCAGGUGGAAGCCAUGGAAGAGGAGGGCCUUAGGCAGGUACUGCUGAGCACCCUGGAGAAAGCUCAGGUGGGGACCACAGGUCUGGUGAUUCUUGUAUGCGCCACUGGAAGGCCAGAUCUGCUGCAAGAUGCUGUCCAUCGGAGCUUUGCUAAGCGAUACCACGUCGGCCUACCAGAUGUGGCUCUGCGCAGAGAGGUGCUGCUGCAGGCUCUGUCGCCCCAGGGCUUCAGCCUGAGCGAGAGGGAGCUGAACGGUGUGCUGCAGCGCACGGAGGGCUUCACUGUGCGGGAGCUGCUGCAGCUCAGCCAGCAGGUGCUCUCGUCAGCAUCCUCCUCAAAUGGAGCCAUGCACGGCCUCACCACGUCCAGCAAACCCCCCGACUUUACAGACUUCGAGAAUGCCUUCUGCAAGGUGCGGCCACACACCACCGCAAAGGAACUGGACACUUGUGUAGAGUGGAGCAAGAUGUAUAGCCACUGAGAAAGCAGCCAGUCCCAGUACUCGGACUGCAUUAUGACCCUGUCUCUGCAUCGGCAUAGAAAGCCUUUGGAAUGUUUUUGUUUUUUGUAAUUACAGAUUAUUCAGCCAAAAGAGCCAGAGAAGCUCACAAACAUGGGAGAGAUGACAAGGUUGUUUCACUGGCAGAAGCAUGCAAUGAUGUGCUGUUUUUGUUUUGCUGUAAAUACCCGCAAUAUUUUGUUUUUCCCAAAGAAAAUAAGGAUGGGGCUUGUUUAAGUGUAUUAGUAGUUUGGCCAAUGGGAAAAUCAGAUAGCUGUUUUAUGACUCAGAGAUCCUGAUUAGCCUGGGUCCAGGACAAAAUCAAUUAUUUGUUGCAAGGUGAAGCGGUCCAAGCUUAUGGAUAAUCAGGGUUUGGAAAAUCCC